GCCGGCCCGCGCAGGCGGGCCCCGCGGUCCGUCGCUGCGUGCCGGGGGCGGCCGGCACGACCCCCCCGGGGCCGGGGCCUGGGCCGCGGGCUGGCCCUGGGGGCUGGGCGGCGCAUCCCGGCUGGCUACGCUGUGGUGUUCGGAGCGGCCAGCCCGGCCCCGCCGAUGGGGCUCGGCCCGGGGGUCAGCAGCGCUGGGGAGCUCUGCCACUGACCAGCUGGGUGACAUCAGGCCAGUCACUUUGCUGUUCCGUGCCUCAGUUUCCCCACCUGCCCCAUGGCUCCCGCAAAGCCCGCUGUUUAAAGGGCUCCAAAGGGGCGGGUGGUCAGUACUGGUCUAAGGCAGCCCUCACCGUGCUGCGGAAGGGUGGGAGUUUGCCCGGUUCUGCUCCCAUCCAAGUCAAACUCCCACUGACUUGAAAAGCCUUGUGUCACUUCACAAGUGUAAAGAUGGUGGCCGCUUUUUCCAUAUUCCAUUUCCAGCUUGUUAUAUUUUGCCUAUGUAAAUCUAUCCUCCCCCUCUCCCCCCCCCCCCCCCCCCCGGCACUUUCAAUUGGAUAUGUGAAUUUUGCCUUUCUGUCCCCGUGUUGCUGUGAACAGUAGUUGCUGUGUUUCACCUCAGAGGUAGCUACACUGCUGUAUAAUGGGGUCUCUAAAAAUAUGGACCAGAUAUAUCAACCCCGCAUCUGGUGGUGGCCUUGCCUGCUCUAGGGAGAAAGGGAACCAGUCUGUCCUUCAGAGCUAUGUUAGCAUGCUGCAAGGACUACACACACCACUUACAAACCCCUGGAGCUUUCUCUCACAAGAAACAUGCCCAAAGCCCUUUCCCUGGAUAGGUAAAUAAACUGUAGGCCUAAGAAGAGCGAUUCAUGGAUUCUAAGGCAAACAGGAUCCAUUCUGACCCAAUCGAGGAAUAUCAGCCAAAUCACCCAUUCUGUUAAAGUUGUGGGCCAGCAGUGAAAGUGUCACUUCAAAAGGUAAACUUUGCAGCUGGUGCAGAACAUUCCCUUUUAAGUAGGGCACUUACUAUUGCCUGUACAUGUAAUAUGUGGUUUUUUAUGUAAAUGCCUCCUAUGCAACCUCCUGUUCUCUGCUCAAUAAUGUGCCUCGGCCCUCUCCAAGUCAGCCCAGUGUGUCCAGCCCACUCACAGUGCUGCAACUUUCUGAUGAAGUGGAUUCUAGCCCAUGAAAGCUUAUGCCCAAAUAAAUGUGUUAGUCUUUAAGGUGCCACAAGGACUCCUCAUUGUUUUUUCUAAGUAGAAUUACUUGAAAAAAACAAUUCUCUUUAAAGCAGUAGACAACCAGGCUACUCAGGUCCAAAGCCAUGCAUGCUUAUUGCCUAAAACGAAGAAGGGCAUGUUGUACCCAUUAAUAACUGCUGUUUAAAAUCCUCCUGAGAUAUUAUUGGAGUAAAAAGAGUAUCAUCAUCAUGAGACGACAUCAUUGUUUUUUUUCCACAAAUACAGAACUGAAAUGUUUAUUAAACCCUUCUGUCUUUUCUGCAUUAUUAUUGAUACUUCUACCAUUUACAUCUAUUAAUGGACCAAUACCAUUGUUCUUUUUGUUCCUGAUAUACUUUAAAAAUUCCUUCUUAUUGUCCUUAACUCUGCUGGCCAUAGAUUUCUCCUUGUGUCUCUUUGCUUCCCUUAGCAGUUUCCUACACUUUCUAGCUUCUGAUUUAUAUUCAAUACUAUCCAUUUCCCCCUUCUUCCAUUUGUUGGCUUUUUGUGCAUCCAGUAAAGUGUCUUAAACAAUUCCCAGUUGUUUUUCACGUUUUUCUGAUUAAAUUCUUCCUCCCAGCUGAUUUCUCAUUUGUUUGCAGAUUUGUGAAACUCAUCCUUUUAAAGCAUUAAGUAUAUAUAUUGCUGUUUUGAACUUUUUGCACAUUUAAAAUGUGAUCAGGUCGUGAUCACUUGCAUCUAAGCUACCAUUAACUUUUAGUUCCAGAUGAGAGGCUCUGAGUCAUCUUGCGGGAAAGUAAAGGCAGCCCAAGGCAGAAGGCGUUCUUCUGAGACAGAGCUGGCUGGCAGCUGGAACUAUGUUUUUGGGGCAGUGUGUAUGCAUUAAUAACGGUGGGGAAUGUGACUGCCAACUCAAGCUGCUGAGAUCCUGAGCUGACCUGCUUUUAAAUCUGCCUUCCAGGAAAUCUGCAGCUCAUUCCUCUUGUCCUUUGAGCCUGGUCUCCCUUCCUCUCACCCACAGCACUGAGAAUGGCUCCCUUUUCUGAGGUUUUGCUUCACCAAGGGCAGCCCAGACUUUACAGGCUUCUGUCCCUGUAAGAGAUGGGGCACUGUCUCCCCAUGUGCUACACCACACCUCUCCCACUGUCCCCUCCCCAACUCCACACUCAUUGGCAAUAAAGGUGCCACUGUUCCUUCAGGGGGCUGCCCUCUCUCCAUAGCCUGCUGCAGCCCAGCCCCAGCCCAGCAGGCCCAUCUCCCAGGCAGCCUCUUCUCUGGGUCUUGGUCCCGGCAGCCAUUUCUCCCCCCGGGUUCCUUCCUGCCCUCAUCCUCCCUCCCCCAUACUGCCUAUGCUCCUGCUAGGAUAUCUCACCACCAGUGCUGUCAACCUGAAGAGAGAAAAAAUCCUGAGAUGUUCUGGAUGACACUGUUGUGUUGUAGGGUUGGACUGCCCUGCCCACCCCUGAGGGCAGGGGACAAUCAGUGCUGCCAUGCUCCUAGCUGGAUUGGUUGAGGGGAUUUUGGCCCCUGCUGCGGGAGCUCUUGCUCCACAUCUGCCCAUCCCUGCCCAGCAAUUAAUUCUGCCCCAAUCUCUGCUCCCCUGGGCUCUUCAACCCCUCUCCCAGGCUUGGGGGGGCUGCAGAGGGUUCCCCUCUACCCUUUCCAGACUGGGGAGUGGAUCCAGGGGUUCAGCCCCACCCUCCACUCAGGCUGGGGAAGGGGGAGGACAUCCCAGUGGCUUUGGUUUGCUGAGGGGAGGGGGAGAGGGAGAGAUCGACUGCCCGACCCUUUGGGCAGAAUAACCAAUCAGAAGGCUCAAAUUGACCUGAGACCGUGGCACUAGCUGGCUCUGCUGUGCUAGGCCUCACCCAGCCAAGGCCAGGCAGUGAUUCGCUCCCCUGUGCCUGCGGGAUCCUAGAGAUGUCUGAUUGCUCCCUCCAAGAGCCCCCCGGCAGUAGCCCCUGGUCCCCAGAGCUGGGUGCCUGGCGUCCAUGCCAUCUCUCCAGGGUCGCCCCAGGAGAAGAAACCUGCGUAGUGAGUUUGUAGGUGUUAAAUGCAGGGCUCAGCUGCCUGGAGCAGGGAAGGAAGCUGGUUGCAGUGAGGCCUGGGCCCUGGGGGACUCUGGCACUGUCUUCCUGGCCUUUUGGCUGCAUUUUUGGGACUCAGCCUGGCCUCAGUACUCCAAUUUCAAGUAUGUUUUCAAGCUGCUGGCUCUGCUCCUCCUUCUCCAUCCCUGGCCCAGGCACCUGGGGCCAGGGACAGCACUGGGGGAAGAUGUUGCAUGGGGCUAUCUGUUGUUUCAGGUGCUGCUGGUUUCGCUGAGAUGCCUGUCAUUCUUGGAGGCUGAGUGGGCUGUUUGGCCAAAGGGCAGAGGCCCUCUCCAUCAUUCAGGAGAAUGACCAGACUCUGCUCUCUCAGGGUAGGGGAUUGAUUUUACUCAGACCUCUUCUCAGUGACAUGCAUGGGUCGACUCCAGCUCAUACAUCUUCCCUGGCUCCUUACGUUUUGUGGUGAUAUGUGCCCGUAAGAGCCCCUGGAGCCUGGGGGGGUCUGACGCUGUCCCAUCAGUGACAUUAAGCUUUGGGCUCACUCAAGGAUGGUAAAGCACCAGGAAAGGGUGUGGGGGCUGUAGAUGUGACCCCUGAACGGAAAUCCCUUGUGCUCACCUUAGAGCUUCCUGGGGAAAGGCCAGGUGUGUAUGUGUAUCGGUGUUUUCAUGCUCCCGUUAAUUCCCUUCUCCCACCCCUCGGACUCUAGGUCCCCUGUCCUGGGGAGGGCCUGAGCUCUGGGCAAGGUUAGAAAUGAGAAACUGACUAAUAGUGGUGUUCUGCUGCGUGUGGGGUCCCUGUGGGACUUAGUACAUCUCCCAGCAGAUGCCUUACUUUUCCUGACGUCUCCAAGCAUUUUCCCCUCCAUUCAGGCUACAUGUCUCCUCCAGCACAGGAUUUGGAGUUUGUAACCUGCUGCCCAUUUCCUUUCCCCUGAGCAGGAUUUGUGAUCUCCUGGAUGGAACGAGAGGAAGAGCUGCGGGUUCUGGAUCCCCAGGACUUGGAGAAAACAGAUAUCCCAAGGCUCACAGGUGUAAAAUGGAGAUAAUUCCUCCUACCUCAGAGCUAGUGCUGUACCACCAUUCAUGAAUUAAGGCAGUCCUUGAAAUCAAUGGACGUUUGGCGCCUAUCUACCCUUGAGGAUUGGGCCUAAGCUGCUGCCAUGAGAGCAACCUAGAGAAGCUUGUGAAGAAAUGAAUAAUUCUAUAUUUGGGCAGGGUUUGGACGGGGUCAUAUAGUACUGCAUAGGGCCACACACUGACUGAUGAAGGAAAGAAGAAAUACUGAAGUACCUGUUCUCUGAGCACCUUCUGUCCUACACACUGAAUGAGGCAGGGUCCUGUGGGAAAAAUGGCAUUGGGUCAUGUAAUUAAAGACUGUCUCCUAGUGCAUACGCCCCAGGGGGCGGGGUAAGGCUGCCAAGCAACCUUCAUUCUGCCAUUUCCUAACUUCUGUGGGGUUGACUCGGCAACCUUAAUGGUUUGUUAAUGUAGUUUAGACAUAUUUAUAACCCCUUUCCAGGUGCCCUGUCCCGUUAAUUAGAACACAUUUGCACGAUACAGUAGGAAGAGCAGCUCAUCAUUCCAGAGCUGACUGGGGACAAUAAAUAAAUCUCUCUCUCUCCCCAGAAGCCUGGAAUGUAGACAGGCAUUGCAGGCUCACAAAGCCAGGCUCUGGUGGGUCCCAAAGAGAGCAAGGUCCAGCACUGCUGGAGGCCAUCCCAGAGGUUCCGUCAGCCCUUCCUCCUCAUCCAUAUUGAGGGGCUCCACCUGCAGUGCCUGUGUGCGUGGCUCUCAGCUACGGCACUGUGGCUGCCUAGGGCUUUAGAGAGUAACGCCACCCCUCAGAUUCCAGCUGGAAGCCUGAUGGAGCAGAACUCGAGAGAUGGGCUAGUGCUUCUCAGGGGUGGAAGCUGCCAGGAGAGGCAAGGGGAGGGCCAGGAGAGACCAUCCCAAGGUGUGCUGUAAUAUCUGGGGCAUGUGUCUCAGCUGGAUGGGAAGCGGGUGUGUAAUUGGGCACAAGAAGGCAGCUUGCCUUGUGUGGUGUGGGCACUUCAUGGAGCAGAGGAGCAUGCACAGGAGGCAGGGAUAUCAGGACUGAGCAAAUGUUGUGGCAGACAUUCCCAGCCUGGAAUGAGCCUGUUCCAGAAGGAAGGUGAAAGGGGCUUGGUGUUGAAUGUCUCUUCAACCCAGAGCUCUCCCCAAGUCCUGAGUGGGCUCUGGGAGGACUCUCAUCCUUGCUCUGGGUGUUAAGACAUGAUGUUGGCCUGUGCGCUGUCUUGGGGUGCUGUACAAAUCAGCUGCUGAUGUUCAGUCUUCUACACUAGGAAGUUGCUGUGUGUUCACUUUAGGAGUGAAAACCCAUUUAGUGAAACUGGUGCAAACUCCUGUGUGUGGAUGCUCUGAUUUUGCUUUGAGUGCCUUAAAACCUAUGCCUAGUUGACUUAAGCUAGACUGAAAUAAGCGCAUUCACACAGCCUUUGGCACAGGUGUGACCGAAUAGAUUUUGGAUCACAUCUUAAGUUAAACAGGUGCCACUCUGUGUGUAGACAAGGCCUCAAACGGGCUGAACCCCCUUGCCUGUGUCUGCAUGCUGCCCCUCCCCCCCAAGGUUGCCUUGGCACAUGGGCUGAGUCAUGGCCAGAUUCUCUUUGUUCCAGCAGUAGAUGGAUUUUUGGGUGACAAUGUGGUGGAGACACCUGAUCCUGAGAAAACUGAUCUGCAUGGGACACUGCUAGGGGGAUCCAGCGGGGCCCUUUUCCAGAGUCCCAAGAGUGACUGCGAGGCGGGCUGGGAAUGGCAAGGCCCUACAAGCCAACACAUCCCCGGUGAAGGAGCUACAGGGAAUCCCCAUGAUGCUGCUGCCCAACCAAGAGCCUUCACAGGGGAUAAGCCCUAUAAAUGCAGUGAGUGUGGGAAGGGCUUCAGCCAGAGCUCUGACCUCAUCCGGCACCUGCGCACUCACACCGGCGAGCGCCCCUACAAGUGCCCGGACUGCGGCAGGGGCUUCAGUGACAGCUCCACACUGCUCAAGCACCAUCGCGUGCACACGGGCGAGCGCCCCUACAAGUGCACUGAGUGUGGCAAGGGCUUCAUCCUCAGCUCCUACCUCCUCCAGCACCAGCAGGUGCACAGCAGGGAGAAAGCCCACAAGUGUGCCAGCUGUGGGCGCUGCUUCGGCCAGAGCUCGGAGCUGGCGCAGCACCAGCGUGCCCACCUGGGCGAGCGCCCCUACAAGUGCAGCGAGUGUAGCAAGGGCUUCAGCCAGAGCUCUGACCUCAUCCGGCACCAGCGCACCCACACGGGCGAGCGCCCCUACCAGUGCCCGGACUGCGGCAAGGGUUUUAGCGACAGCUCCACCCUCAUCAAGCACCAGCGCACGCACACGGGCGAGCGCCCCUACAAGUGCACGGCCUGCGGCCGGGGCUUCAGCGAGAGCUCCACCCUCAUCAAGCACCAGCGCACGCACACGGGCGAGCGCCCCUACAUGUGCACCGAGUGCGGCAAGAGCUUCAGCCUCAGCUCCACGCUCUUCAAGCACCAGCGCACGCACACAGGCGAGCGGCCCUACCUGUGCACCGAGUGCGGCAAGGCCUUCAGCCUCAGCUCUAACCUCCUGCAGCACCAGCGCACGCAUGCGGGCGAGCGCCCCUUUGCCUGCGCCCAGUGCGGCAAGCGCUUCACGCAGAGCUCCAACCUGCUGCAGCACCAGCGCACCCACACCGGGGAGCGCCCCUACCAGUGCACCCAGUGCGGCCGCCACUUCAGCCUCAGCUCCAACCUCAUCCAGCACCAGCGCACCCACUUGGGCGAGCGCCCCUACGCCUGCACCCAGUGCGGCAAGCGCUUCGGCCUGAGCUCCAACCUGCUGCAGCACCAGCGCACCCACACUGGGGAGCGCCCCUUUGCCUGCGCCCAGUGUGGCAAGCGCUUCAGCGACAGCUCCACCCUGAGCAAGCACCACCGCACCCAUGUGGGGCAGUGCCUCUAUGCCAGUGCACAGUGCACCAAGGGUUUUGGGGACAGUGCCACGCUCCUGCAGCACCCGCACACCCACCGGCAUGAGCAGCCCUACCAGUGCACCCAAUGCAGCAAGGCCUUCAGCCAGAGCUCUGGCCUGGCCCAGCACCAGCAUGCCCACAAGGACUGGCCCCUCUGUGCCAUCGCGCCCUGCCCCUAACCUCAGCCAUCAGGUCCUGGGAAGUGCCAAGGGGCCCUGCCCCUAACCUUGGCCAUCAGGCCCCAGGGAGGGAAACAUCCACCCAAGGCCCUGCAGCCCUCUGGCAACACCAUAGCAGCAUGGGACAAAGGCAGACCUCAGGCAGCCAGCCUUGGGCUCCGUGUCCCAGUGACUGUCCCCAUGGGCUGUGCCCCCGUUGGCUGGCAUGCACUGAUCACCUGCAGGCUACCAGCGGUGCCCUCCCAGAAGCUGUGCAGGAGCAGAGGGAAGUUCAGGCUUCAGCCAUGCAGAGCUACGAACUCCUGCAGAGCUGGCUGUGAGAGAGGCCCGACACGCAGCAGCACAUCCUACCGCACGUUGCAAUUCGCCCCGGGGCACUGCCCCAACCAGACACGUCCCUCUAGGAAAUUGGGUAAGAACCUGUUCAAACGCUGUGGGUCUCAAAGGUCGACUCACGCACAAACAUCGGCAUUGGCUUAUGAGAGAAUGGACAGAGAUCAUCUAGUGGAAUGAAGCAGGCAGGGUGAGACUAAUUCCCACUUCCCAGCAAUAACGGGAUAAAACUAAGAAAAAGAAAAUCUAGGCCAAACACUGGGGGAAAACUUCUGCCAGUGAGAUCCGUUAGGCUGUGGGUCAUUUCCCCAGCUAGGGGGCUGGGGCCCCAUCUCUUGAGUUAUUUAAAACUGAACUGGAUAAAAAGAGCUUUCUUUAGAAGUCACACACACAAAAUUGUCUCUAAAUGCAGGGAAGGAAUUAGGCCAAUCCCACGCGGCACGACUCAGGAUGGCAGCUGCUGUCCAGCUCCAAUGUGAAACCCUUGUAGGGUGUCAGAAAGGUCAGCAGAGUCGGGAGAGACUAUCAUCCAGUGGCAUUUUUGGUAAGAAUUGGAAAGGAAAGGGCCUGCUCAUUCAUGUGCAGGCAGUGAGGUGACACAACUUGGGCUGGAGGUUUCUGACCUGGAAGUAAAAAUUUGUUCUCUUUAUUCUCAUUCUUUUUCUGUGUCCUUCCCAGAUAGUGUGUGGUUCUGUGUGAGAUGUUUCUGUGAGGUCUGCAUUAGAGCUGUUUAAUGUAUAUACAGUAAAGAGACUUGUUACAUUUUAAA
Molecule: messenger RNA, 8509 nt
Organism: Chelonia mydas (Green sea turtle)
Lineage: Eukaryota; Metazoa; Chordata; Testudines; Cheloniidae
Product: zinc finger protein 135
Exons: 2
Coding region: 5818-7407 (529 amino acids)
Source: RefSeq, a predicted model, not a curated record